UGUCAAAGUAUUUUGAUUAGAUUAGAGCGAGUUUUUUACGUUUUCCGCUAAUUGUUCCGAAGUAAACCGUGAGAUAAAACUUAAUAAUGUCCCGUGAAGCAAUUUCUCGACCCCUUCGAGUUUUGUUCAUCCACUACGACAGAGAUUACACGUAAAAGAAUGAGUUAGGGCCACUGCGAGAGUUCGUUUAGUUUGUAGGCUCAUUUUAUUUUGUUUCGGUCAUUUCCUGUAUUUAUGACAUUGAAUUUGGAGUAUCAUUUAGUCGACUUGAAGCCACAAGAAAUGGCACGAGACAGAAUCACGAAAAAGUGGGAAGUCUUCGCGGGCCGUAACCGAUUCUACUGCGACGGCCGGCUGAUGACGGCCCCCAACGGGGGCGUGUUCCUCCUGACUGUGUUUCUGAUCACGGGAACCUGCACCCUGUUUUUUAUCUAUGACUGCCAUUACUUGGCGGAAAACGUAACGAUCGCGAUUCCUAUCAUUGGUGGCUUGUUGUUUAUAUUUACGAUGUCUUCCUUGCUGCGCACCAGCCUUUCAGAUCCAGGUAUUAUUCCAAGAGCGACACCAGAAGAAGCUGCCUAUGUUGAAAAACAAAUCGAAGUCACAAAUUCGGCAAACAGCCCCACUUACAGGCCCCCGCCUCGGACGAAAGAGGUCUUAAUCAAGGGGCACACAGUCAAGCUGAAAUACUGCUUCACUUGCAAAAUAUUCAGGCCCCCGAGGGCCUCACAUUGCAGUCUUUGCGAUAAUUGUGUCGACAGAUUUGACCAUCACUGCCCUUGGGUCGGAAAUUGUGUCGGUAGACGAAAUUACCGAUUUUUCUACAUGUUUAUAGUAUCGUUAGCUUUUUUGGCCGUAUUUAUAUUUGCUUGUGCCAUAGCUCAUUUAAUAUUAAUUACUAAAAAUGAGGGUCAGUUUCUUGACGCCGUAAAGCAAUCACCACCAAGUGUCAUAGUAGCAACAAUUUGUUUUUUUAGCGUUUGGAGUAUUUUAGGACUUGCAGGCUUCCAUACUUAUCUUACGACAAGUAAUCAAACAACAAAUGAAGACAUAAAAGGUUCGUUUGCGAGUAAGCGCGGCCAAGAAAACAUGAAUCCUUACUCGCAGGGAAACGUCUGUUUGAAUUGUUUUUACAUACUUUGUGGUCCAGUGACGCCAUCUCUCCUCGACAGGCGAGGGAUCGUUACUGAUGAUUAUCGUGCCGAAAUAUCACGAAACGUCAUGCCUGAAAUCAAUCAACCGAUGAAAAACUUCGGAAUCCCUGUACAAAACGGUCCCAGUCAGGUGACACUAAACGCGUCGGAAAUGCCCGGAAUUUACCGACAGACGACGGAAACAACCGAUAGCAACGCCGGUAGUGUGACGCAUCUAGUGAGUAACGAGCAGCCGCUGGCCAUCGCCCCGGCCCUGCAGAAGUCCUCUGAGCACCAGUACAUGUCUCAGACGAGUCUGAAUCAGGCGCCGGUUUACAGCAAUAUCCUGAGUCACGGUCAGGUCACUCUGAGCAAGUCUCAGAGCUACGCGAAUAAUUUGAACGUGACGGAUAAGAGUGACGUGGGGGACUUGCAUCUAGAUCCCGUGGUUUUAAGGGACACUAGCGCGGAAAAACGAAAGGACGAUAAGUUAGACAACGAUAUGACUCUGCAGGAGAAGGAGAACAGUUUGUUGAGUGCGAGUAGAUUGAGACUUUUGCAAGAUACGACGAUGAUUGAAAGUGCGUUAGAUUUAGAUUCGUUGGACGAUUCGAGUUUAGGGACGAACAGUCAAGCGGGGCUUAUGAAAGUUGUUGUGUAAUUUGGUUAUUUUUUAGUUCGUACUUUAAGCGAAAUAUAUUUAUUUUUGUAAAGUGAUAAUAACAUUGUAGCGAAUGUUUUACGUUGUAUAUUACGUUGGGGAGUAAAGUCGCCCGGUCUUUGUCGUUUUUUUACAGUUUUUAGAAAGAUCGGGGACUUUAUCGAUGCAAUUUUUUGUUACUGCUGUUGUAUUAUUGCUUGAAAUGGUGCAAAUUUUCUAAUUGUAAGUUUACAAAUUCAUAUUUUUGCUAUACGUCGAUAUUUAGAUGAGAGUAGAUAAAUAAAAGUAUUCAUUCUGA
Tribolium castaneum (red flour beetle) is the source of this 2092-nucleotide messenger RNA. It is a transcript of the gene app, whose product is annotated as approximated. The coding region runs from base 235 to 1794 and encodes 519 amino acids. Gene Ontology annotation, molecular function: protein-cysteine S-palmitoyltransferase activity. Gene Ontology annotation, biological process: protein targeting to membrane; peptidyl-L-cysteine S-palmitoylation. Gene Ontology annotation, cellular component: endoplasmic reticulum; Golgi apparatus. The record is from RefSeq and is a predicted model, not a curated record. The transcript is spliced from 10 exons. NCBI's taxonomy places the organism in Eukaryota, Metazoa, Arthropoda, Insecta, Coleoptera, Tenebrionidae.